Molecule: messenger RNA, 4852 nt
Organism: Cryptomeria japonica (Japanese cedar)
Lineage: Eukaryota; Viridiplantae; Streptophyta; Pinopsida; Cupressales; Cupressaceae
Product: probable ubiquitin-conjugating enzyme E2 23
Exons: 9
Coding region: 1270-4428 (1052 amino acids)
Source: RefSeq, a predicted model, not a curated record
CUACGGAAUACUAUAUCCAUAUUUUGCAAACCCUUGUAUUAAAUUCAAAAGGUCUGUAGUGGAGCGGUAUCAGGUCGAGCAUAUCGUAUAUACUGCAAAUCCCAGCUUAAUUUUUAAGUAUCUUGAGUUAGUUGAUACAAUGCUCAUCUUUAAUGCAAAUACAGUGCUCAGCUUUCGCUUUUUAAGUUUCCGAAUACCAAUACACAGUGGAAUUAACUUGCAUAGUUGAAAAUGUGCGUUAUUGUGAAUUGGCGAUUGGAUUUUGGGGGUUUGGAAGGUUAAGGGCAGCUCAAAUGGCGUGAACGGCUGGUUUUAGGGAGGUUUGGGCAUCGAAUCUCGCCCGCCCCCCAUGCGACGAGCUUUUCAAGCCUUCAUUUGUACAAUUUGGUGCAGAAUUCGCUGUUAUCUUUCUUGGGUUGAUGCCGUUGGCAGGGUUUUAUCUGAUUAAGUUGCAAACCACUAUAAUCUGUUCAUUUCAAACUGUUAUAUUCAAGGAGAUACUUGUGUCAGCACAUCCUCCACUGUUGUAUGGCUUAAAAAUUUGGUGCUGCUCUGCUGCUUCUACAGAGGUUCUGGUUGACAACAGGGUGGUUUAUUAUUUGCAAUUAAACCGUGUGAAUUUCAUUUAGAAGAUUGUUUUGGGCAAUUCUCCUUUGGCAGUUACGUUUUUACAUAUUCUCUGGGGCGGUUCUUGAUAUUACAUCUUCAAACCCUCUUUGGGCAAUUCUCCUUUGGCAUGUUCUAUUCUGAAAAGUUCACUUGGGAAAUUCUCCUUUGGCACUUUCUAUGUUGAAAGGGUUGCUUUGGGCAAUUCUCCUUUGGCAUGUUCUAUUUCAGUAAGCUUGCUUUGGGCAAUUCUCCUUUGGCAAGUUCUUAAAAUCAGAAGGAUUUGCUGGGCAAUUCUCCUUUGGCAGCAGGUUUUAGAUUGAAGAUUGGUUUUGGCAAUUUGCCUAGGCAGGUCUUCUCUCUAAGCUUAAGACGUGAGGUUUGUUUAGGGCAAUUCUCCUUUGGCAUUUAGUCUUCAAAGAUUUUCUCGGGGAGCUUAUCUUUGAAAUUACUUUCAUCAUUGUUUGCUGAGGUCCAGCAUAAUUUGGAUGUAACUGUAAUAACCAAUUUGGACAGAACUGCAUAUUUGGAUCUACAAACCAGUGUGCAGAAAGCUCUGUAACAUUGCCACUGGAUUUGAUUUUUAAUGCUAAAAGGAUACUACUUGCUGUAGACGUGUUUGAGAAGACACUCCAAAGUUCUGAACAAUAGGACCUGGUAGGCAUGGUGAUGGGAAUUUCAGGUUAUUUAGAACUUGAAAGCAGCAGCAGUGAUAGUGAAGAUCAAGAUGAGAGUGAAUCUAUAUUUGAAGGCCAUGCGCAAGUAAUCUGGACAAGUCUGGCUGAAACAAUUGAGAAGAUUGAUGACAUUUUAGUAGUUGACAGGGCAUUUCUUCAUGGCGAUAUUGUUGCAUCUGUGUCAGAUCCAUCAGGGCAGACAGGUACAAUAGUAAAUGUUGACCUUACAGUUGAUUUGAAAGCGGCUGGUGGAGAAAUCAUAAGAAAUAUUAAUAGCAAAAAACUUGUCAGAGUAUGUGCCUUUGCAGUGGGAGAUUAUGUUAUAUAUGGGCCUUGGUUGGGCAGGGUUGAGGGGGUAGAUCAAAAUGUAACAGUCCUUUUCAAUGACAAUGCAAAGUGCAAGAUAAGAAGGGCAGACCAUGAGUGUCUUAUCCCAGUUUCACAGAAUCUUCUAGAAGAGGGGUAUUAUCCUUAUUUUCCAGGUCAGCACAUACGUGCCAGUUCAUCAGCAGUAUUCAAGAAUGCUCGAUGGUUACAAGGAAGAUGGAAAGCAGGCCGCAUGGAAGGUAUUAUAAGUGAUGUUGAUGUGGGAUAUGUACAUGUCAAAUGGAUUGCAUCGGCCAUGCCAGGCUGUGGUUCCCAGUCAAUAACCAUCCCUGCAGAGCAACAGAACCCUAAGAAAUUGACACUCUUGUCCUGUUUCUCACAUGUUAAUUGGCAACUUGGUGACUGGUGCCUUCUCACUACAAAAGGAGAGUUAUCAGGUUCAGUCUCUUCUAGCGUGGAGUCAAGUGUAGACACAGAAACCAAUGUGGAGUUGGAUUGCUUGAAAUUUGAUUUGGGAAGAACUACUGAUGAUAUUCUAAAUCGCAACAAAACCAACAGAAGUCCCAUGAAGCACAAUAGUAAAGUGCACAAAAAGGGAGAUGUUAUUGAACAGGCACUAUUUGUAGUGAACACAAAGACAAAGGUGGAUGUGGUUUGGCAGGAUGGCACUCAUUCAUUUUGUUUAGAUUCACGGACCUUGUUUCCUGUUGAUAAUCUUGGAGAUCAUGAUUUCUGGCCUGAGCAAUAUGUGCAGGAAAAGGGUCAGGAUGAGGAUGGAGUGGCUUCUAAUUCCAGACAAAUAGGAGUUGUGAAAAGUGUAGAUUCAAAGGAACGAACAGUAAGGGUAAAAUGGCUAAAGCCUAUGCAGCAUCCAGAAGAUCCUCAUGAAUUUGACAAGGAGGAAGUGGUAAGUGUCUAUGAGCUCACCGAACAUCCAGAUUACAGCUACUGUAUUGGGGACAUUGUCAUUCUUCUGCCAUCUGUUCGAGAGAGAUUCAUAAGAUCUGGUAUUGUCAACCAUUUCGGUCAGCAAAAUGAAUGCCAGAACAAUUUAGAGCCUGAGAAGAAUGGCCUAUCACUAGAACCAAAUUUUGGGGAAAGAGGUUUAACAAAGAUGACGAGUCUUAGAGGAGAUGGUUGCGUUGGGGAAUCAUACCUGUCCUUUAUUGGAUAUAUUAUUGGUCUUCAAGACGGCGACAUUGAAGUUGCAUGGGCAGAUGGGAUGGUAUCGAAGGUUGGACCACAAGCUAUUAUUGUUGUUUCCAGAGAUGAGGAUAUGGAUUCAACUCAGAGUAGCUCUGAGGAGGAUGACUAUGAAGAGGGUACCGAGGACAGUGAAGACAAUGCAGCUGAUUUGGGAACUAAUGAUUCCGAUGAAGUGUACAUGAAUAAGAAAGAAUGGCCGGUUGAGGAAGCUUCUUCAGCCCAGAUUGAUACACAUGGAUAUCAUGGUAUUGCAAAUAGGCAACAGGAAGUUAAUGCAGAAGAAAGAUUAAACCAAAACAAUGGUGGUGUUGUUUCAAUUUCUCAGACUGCAUUUGAAUUUGUUGCAAAGCUUGCUAGGGGCUUGCUUGGAUUCCAAGGAUCAAAUGUGCUUUUAAACAUGGCAAGUACUCAAGGUGAACCUUCCCAGAAACAUAUACUCAAUAGCACUGAACUGGGCAUUUGGCAAAAGCAGGAGCUCAUAAGAGGUUCGGAGUAUCAUCUGUCAGAGUCUGUUUCCAUGAAUGCUGGGGAUGGAUUGAACACUAUAUAUGGUUCAGCAGUUUUGCUAGGAGGGAUUGAGGAAGCAGAAAUACAGGCUUCAAAAGAUGAAUUAGAAGACACUCAUAGUAGAAUUGAAGAUCAAGGCUGGAAUUUCAGAAAGGGUGUCACUGAUUCAGAAAAGUUGACAAUCCAUACUGUUGAAAAGCAGAAAAAAGAGGAAGAUUAUUUGUCUAAUGUUUCUGCCCUUGGCAACAAUGAAUUUGGACACUUCAAACAGUUUGACAGUGUUACAGAUCCCAAUGACCAUUUCUUCUUUGAUAAAACCAGCCAGUCUAGCAGCCAGCGUCAAUGGAUAAAGAAAGUACAACAAGAAUGGGCUAUCCUAGAAAACAAUUUACCUGAUUCUAUUUAUGUUCGAGUUUAUGAAGACCGAAUGGACUUACUUCGGGCUGCAAUCACUGGAGCAGUUGGCACUCCAUAUCAAGAUGGCCUUUUUUUCUUUGAUAUUCAUCUUCCAAAUGAAUACCCUCGUGUACCACCUUCAGUACACUAUCAUUCUGGUGGCCUCCGACUAAAUCCCAAUCUUUAUGAAAAUGGGAAGAUCUGCCUUAGUCUUCUAAACACAUGGACAGGAAGAGGGACUGAAGUUUGGGACCCUAAGAAUUCAAGCAUUCUUCAAGUCCUUGUUUCCCUUCAAAGUCUUGUAUUGAAUGCAAAGCCAUACUUUAAUGAGGCAGGAUACGACAAACAGAUUGGUAGAGCUGAAGCAGAGAAAAACUCUCUUGCAUAUAAUGAAAAUGCUUUCCUUCUGUCAUGCAAAUCAAUGUUAUACCUACUGCGUAAACCACCGAAGCAUUUUGAAUCAUUUGUUAGAGAGCACUUUUGCAAACGUGGUCGUUAUAUACUUGGUGCCUGUAAUGCGUAUAUGAAGGGUACUCAAGUUGGAUUUCUUUCAGGCAAGGCAGUGAUGCCACUACAUGCUAAGACUGUUUCUCAAUGCAACAGUUCAAAUGGUUUCAAGAUUAUGUUGGAUAAGCUUAUUCCCAAACUUGUCUCAGCCUUAAGUGAAGUUGGAGCAGAUUAUGAGGAAUGUCUGCAGGUCAAUGUCUAAGUAAUUGCGCGUGUGGAUAAUCUAUGAAUUGGUUUUCUUUUUGUCAGACUGGUAUUGUGGAUGCUGCCGUGUUUGUCUUAUAAAUGCCUUAGACAAAUGGAACGUUCCUGUGCUUAAUUAAACUGUUCUAUUGAAGUUUGUUGUAAUUAUAAUCAGGGUGUGGUAUAUCUGCACAUCUACAAAUCUGCAAGUGAUAUUAUGGAGUGCAUAGUAAUUGUAUUUGUAUUAUGGAUACUUUUGUGUUUAUGCUUCUUAUAAUACUUUGGAUGGAUGGAAGAAGCUGCCUGUGCGUUAUUAAAAUAUUCUAUUGAAUUGUGGCAUAUCUGCACUUUUCCCAAACCGGCAAAUGAUAUUACAGAACAAAGUGAUAGUAAUUGUAUCAUAUCGUACCAUGUAGAAAAUAAAUAUAUUGAAAUUUGUUGUA